Molecule: messenger RNA, 2792 nt
Organism: Formica exsecta
Lineage: Eukaryota; Metazoa; Arthropoda; Insecta; Hymenoptera; Formicidae
Product: ankyrin repeat domain-containing protein 13C-like
Exons: 11
Coding region: 681-2702 (673 amino acids)
Cellular component (GO): cytoplasm
Molecular function (GO): protein binding
Source: RefSeq, a predicted model, not a curated record
UCAAUGUCGCUAUCUCUCUCGAAUGGCAUUUAAUAUAUGUACACAAUUCAGCGGUAAACAUGCUCGUUCAAUCUUCAAUCGUACUAAUUUACGAACAUACUUCUUGAGACAAUUAGCAGUGAUUAACAGCAUACCGAUGAUGGUGCACACUUGCGUAAAAACAAAUACAAGUUUCAUGGUAAAUCGCAGCAAAAAUCCCAUAUCAUCCACCGUCUAUUGUCCAUUCCUGCAAAUUAGCAUUGCCUUGCCUUGAGUAAGGUUAACGUCUCAUAGCGAGAGCAGUCGGGUCUCGGCACACAUAUAUAUGUGCAUACAUACGUACAUACAUAUACGCGUAUGGAUUUUGGGCAAGUGUGCGGAUGCAAUGGUGAAUAAUAAGAGUUCCGCAGAAAUUCAUUUUUGAGUGAUAAAACGACGUUAUUUAACAUCAGAGAAGGUCAAUAGAGGUGUAUAAAGUUUAAGUAAGAGAGAGAGUUGCGAGAGUUAUGUAAGUAUCGUGUAACAACACUGAGUCGCAAAUUUGACAGAAAAUGAAACAUGUGCUCUGAUGUUUAUAACAUCACGUCAAUAUGAUGAUUUAUGAUGAUACGCUUUAACGUCACACGUGGAACGUGUUGCGAUGUAAAACGCCGCGCCUUGCGUUUAACUCGCCUACCGUUGUAACGCAUGACAGAUCUCAAAUGCCGAUGAUCAUGGCGCAGGAGGAAGGUGAGAAGUACCCGAUUCACAGAUGUAUAUUUCAAGGCAGCAUCAAGACACUGAGUUCCUUAAUUAGAACACACGAUAUUGCUGAAAAGGAUAAACAAGGGAACACACCUUUGCAUUUAGCUGUGAUGUUAGGAAGGAAAGAAUGUGUUCAAUUAUUGCUUGCACAUGGUGCACCCGUAAAAGUGAAGAAUCUAGCUGGCUGGAGUCCACUGGCUGAAGCAAUCAGUUACGGAGAUAGGCAAACCAUAUCAUCUUUAGUGCGCAAAUUGAAGCAACAAACAAGGGAGCAGAUGGAAGAAAGGAGGCCGAAUUUAGUUGCCGCCUUACAUCAAAUGGGCGAUUUUUAUAUGGAAUUAAAAUGGGAUUUUCAAAGCUGGGUACCAUUAGUUUCGAGAGUGUUGCCGUCGGAUAUAUGUAAGAUCCAUAAAAGCGGGGCUUCGAUUCGAAUGGACACGACUCUUGUAGACUUUAACGACAUGAGAUGGGAAAGGGGAGACAUAUCUUUCAUCUUCAAUGGUGACCAAAAACCCGGCCAUUCGUUGACUGUCCUCGACAAUAAAGCCAAACUUUUCCAAAGAGUGAGACAUAAGGAAACGGAACUCGAGAUAGAGGAUGAAGUUGAUAUUCUUAUGUCUAGUGAUAUUAUGGCAGCACAAAUGUCUACCAAAGGUAUCACGUUUUCUAGAGCACAGACAGGAUGGAUUUUUAGAGAAGACAAAAGAGAAAUGGUAGGCGCCUUUCAUGCUGAUUUCUAUCAAAUCAAUGGCAUGGUACUGGAAAGUAGAAAACGUCGCGAACAUUUAAGUGAGGAGGAUCUCCAAAAAAAUAAAGCUAUUAUGGAGUCUCUUACCAAGGGUAGUUCUCAAGGCUUUAAAAAUGGCGAGCCUCCUCUAAGAAGAGCAUCGUUGAAUCCGCCGCCAGAAUCGAACAUCACGUGGGAUGAAUAUAUCGUUGCACCGCCCGGUCAGUGUCCGCUUCUAGGAAGAAAUCUUGUUUAUAAGGAAAGUAGUAAAUCUUUCAAAGCCACUGUGGCGAUGAGUCCGGAUUUUCCCCUCACCGUCGACAUGUUACUUAAUGUUUUGGAAGUAAUCACGCCGUUUAAGCAUCUAAGCAAGUUACGACAAUUUGUACUUAUGAAGUUGCCCCCUGGAUUUCCAGUUAAGAUCGACAUACCGAUUUUGCCUACGGUCACUGCUAAAAUAACUUUUCAAGAGUUCGCCUUUCGAAAUGACAUAGAUCCAGAGUUGUUUCAAGUGCCAUCCGACUACUUCGAAGAUCCAAUGAGUGCGACUGAAUCUCCGGAAUCAAAAUUAUUCCCAAAAUUAAACGAUGCACAACGUGUAUAUGCGAGUAAUGCAGAUAACCAGGGAGAUUUGACUACAUCUGCGAGCGAUCGAACAUUUCAUAUAACCAAAGAUUAUGGAUCAAUCGGAUAUCCUGGAGGAUAUCCUGGAGGAUAUCCUGGAGGAUAUCCCGGAGGGUAUCCUGGGUAUUCAUAUGGCACUACUCCAGGAAUUAUUGGAUCUGUUUAUCCUGGAACUUCAUAUCGCGGUAGCAGCCUAAUUCCAGGAUAUAAUAGGGGUUAUCAAUAUCCAGGUCUCAUCGGCACCAGUAAUAUCGGAUAUGGAUAUUACGGUAACGUAGGAAAUUAUCCUGGAUACAGCGGCUACGGCGGAUAUGGAGGGUCCGGCUAUAGCGGCUAUGGUGGUUAUGGCGGCUAUGGUGGCUAUGGCGGAUAUGGUGGUUAUGGGGAUUUUAUCAGGGGAUCUAUUCCUGGAGGUUACGGAGGUUACGGAAGUUAUGGUGCCGGAGGUUACGAGGACGGUUAUUUAGGAUAUGGACGUGGUGGUUACGGUCGUUAUGAUGGAUACGAUACUUCUAAUUAUGGAAGCGGAUAUGGUUCGACAUAUGCAGCAAGAAGUCCUUACAGUUAUCGUGGUGGUAAUUAUGGCACUUCCCUCGGUAAUCCAACUGGUUAUCGUGGUUAUUCUUAAACAUGACUCUAUACACAUAUGUUUUUUUUAUAACUUUCACACAAUAUCUUUACAAAUUAAUACGUAAUGUCUAUUGCUAAUUUUUAUCAA